Carassius gibelio (silver crucian carp) is the source of this 3158-nucleotide messenger RNA. Its product is annotated as sodium/bile acid cotransporter 4-like. Bases 180 to 1472 code for a protein of 430 amino acids. The record is from RefSeq and is a predicted model, not a curated record. Gene Ontology annotation, molecular function: bile acid:sodium symporter activity. Gene Ontology annotation, cellular component: membrane. Gene Ontology annotation, biological process: bile acid and bile salt transport. NCBI's taxonomy places the organism in Eukaryota, Metazoa, Chordata, Actinopteri, Cypriniformes, Cyprinidae. The transcript has 3 exons.
UUGGCACCGCGCGCUCCACGCGGGACAGCCUUGUGUCCCCUCAGCCCUUGCUGAGAGUCAUACAAUGAUUCUGGGCCGCUAGGGGACCGCGCGCCUUCCUCCUCAGUUCAGGGAGGGGACACCAGCGGUCAGUGGAGACCGGAGGAUCCUUUGGAGAGCUCCAGUACCCUGGAGACACGAUGGAGAGCUCCAACAGCGAGCCGAGCGCCUACGCGUCCACCGCAGCGCUCAUGCAACUUCUGAACUUCACAGAGGAUCCAGUCAGCUUCUCCGAGAGUCCUUCCAUGGCAGGGUUGCGAGCCACAGAAGAGCCUCUUUCACUUGUGCUCAGCAGCUUCAGGACUGACGCGGCUCCAGCGGGGCUCCUGGCGGGUCCGUUCUCGCCCUCCGAAGAGCCCACUCACCUGAUUGUGGCUUUCUGGGAUUCACCCUUGAGUCACGGGAUUAACGUGUUUGUAGGCUUUGUCCUGUGCUUCACCAUGCUGGGGCUGGGCUGCACGGUGGAGCUCAGUCAGCUGGGCGAGCACAUCCGAAAGCCCAUAGGAGUCCUGCUGGCGGUGGUGUGCCAGUUUGUCCUCAUGCCCCUCAUCGCCUUCCUCCUGGCUCUGACCUUCUCCCUCAACGAUGUGGCCGCUGUGGCCGUGCUGCUGUGCGGCUGCUGCCCUGGAGGAAACCUCUCCAACAUCCUGUCACUGCUGGUCAACGGAGAGAUGAACCUCAGCAUCAUCAUGACCAUCUCAUCCACUAUUCUGGCUCUCGUUCUCAUGCCUCUGUGUCUGUGGAUGUACAGUCGCGCGUGGAUCAACACACCCGUGGUGAACCUUCUGCCCUUCGGUGCGAUCAUUCUCACACUCUGCAGCACUCUCAUUCCCAUCGGGUUCGGGGUCUGGCUCAGAUACCGCUAUACUCGAGUGGCCGAAAUCAUCAUCAAGGUGUCUCUGUGGUCUCUUCUGGUCACUCUGCUGAUGCUCUUCAUCAUGACUGGAACUAUGCUGGGUCCGGAGCUGCUGGCCACCAUCCCUGCCUCUGUCUACCUGGUGGCCGUACUCAUGCCCAUGGCUGGCUAUGCGGCAGGAUACGGCCUUGCAACACUCUUUGAUCUCCCCCCCAACAGUCGGAGGACUGUGUCUUUAGAGACGGGCUGUCAGAACGUACAGCUGUGCACGGCCAUCCUGAAGCUGGCGUUCCCUCCACAGCUGAUGGGAGGCAUGUAUAUGUUUCCUCUGCUGUACGCGCUCUUCCAGGCAGCAGAGGCUGGCAUCUUCAUUCUGGCUUAUCACAUGUACAGGAAAGAGGUAUUACAUAAACAGGACCUCACGGAGGAUGCUGACGAUGAUUCAAACAUAUCCUACAAGAGAAUGAAGGAAGAAGACUUGCCGUUUGAUUCUACGUAUGGUGCGGUAACAGAGAGCGACCCCAAUGUCAUCGUGCUGGAGUCACGGGAUGGUGCUGGAAGCCCCACAGCUGUAUAAGGGAACAAAAACAACUGACUUCGGACUUACUACAGACACUGGACCUGCACAUUUACAUCAGGAUUUAUUCAUGCCAUCACUCACUGCUGAAUUUCUUAAUCACCCACAGCAUUAAAACUAAUAUGUGCCAAAAGUGACUGUGAAAAUGAAAACUAAUAUCAUGACAUCAUACUAAAGUUGACAACAUUAGCUUCAUUUAAACCCACUAGCCAAAUAUAACCAGUCAAUAGAAUAUUUCUAAAAUUAGCAUAAAAAAUAUAAUUUAAAACAUUAGUAUAAAAUAUAUAUAUAUAUAUAUAUAUAUAUAUAUAUAUAUAUAUAUAUAUAUAUAUAUAUAUAUAUAUAUAUAUAUAUAUACACUGUAAGAUAAAUAAGAUUAGAAAGAGAGAUGGUUUGUCUGCAUAUAAAAUAUGAAUUAUAUAUUUUUGUUAUUACUGAGAUUAUUUCAUUCAUUCAUUCAAAAAAAAUUAAUAGUCAAAGCCACUUUCAGUUUGACAGAAGUGUGCAAAUUAUACAGCAUUAAUAUAGAUUGAUGCUGCUGUUUGUAAAUGAGUCAGUGCCAUUACCUCCGUAAAUGAAUUACAUUGGUUUAUUUGAUUGUGUGGACCAAGAGGAUGAGAAGAUUGAUUCACAUCCCAUGUGGUAUGUGUGUUGGCUUUAUAUUUGCACAUCACACUGUAUGCUUCUGAUUCCAAACCUGGGAGAAAAUAUGUUUUCUGAGUUUAUUACUUCAAGAAGAGUGGAAUUUUACAGGAUUACCACAGCUUGAUACACUCAAAAAAUGACUCUUUGGCUGAACAUGAUUCAAUCAUGGACAGCGAUUCCUUGUGUUUGUACCAUGUUAUCUGGACAUGAAUAAAUCAAGUUAUUAGGACAUAGGACCAAUGUCCAUGCAAGUUUAUCCAAAGUUUUUUAAUAACAUUACCAAGUAAGAUAUAACUUUCUUUACAGAAGAUGUUAGUAGUUUAAUGCAAGUACUGCGAGUACAUCAUGCACUAGCACUCUCAUUACAGUAAUUUCUUUAAAUUACUUUAGAUUUUUUUUUUAAAGCAGGUCCUCAACCCAGCCACAAUUCACCAUGAUGGACAAAACACACUGAGAGAAAAGUCCCACAUAAUAGAGCACUGGACAUGAAAAAGUCUCUCUAUUAUCACAUUUUACUAAAAAAAAAAGCAUGAAUUAAAUUUUAUUUCAAACAUUUCUCUCCCCAUAUCCAGCCCUGUGCAAAGCAGGAUGGAAAGCUUAACACUUAUUUUGAGGUACUUGAUCGAAACAUGUUCUUUCAAAGUUUGUGCCAGGAGUUAUGCCAAAUAGCAAUCAUUUCAAGUCAGUUUAACAAGAUGCAGUCAUGUUUGAAUGAAAAACCUGAUAUAUGGUGUUAAAUCAAAAUUAAUUAUUUAAACAAAGUGAAUAGCAUCAUCAAAGACAAAAAAUGCUACAGCAUGUCAGUGUCAUAUAACAAAUGUGAUUUUGAAAAACUUAAAAGCCUAUGGCAAAAAAUAAAAAAAAAUAAAAACCGAUUUAUGUAAAAUAACGUUCAUUCUGGACAAGAAGUGAUCAUGUGAUAGUUUCCAUCUGAUAACAUCUGAACAUGCAUUCCAUCACUGUAACUGAAAUGAAAAUAUUGUACAUGUUUAUCAGAAUAUGUGAAAAUGUCUGCAAGAUAAAUAAAUGUUUAUGACAAUA